Molecule: messenger RNA, 3168 nt
Organism: Pyricularia pennisetigena
Lineage: Eukaryota; Fungi; Ascomycota; Sordariomycetes; Magnaporthales; Pyriculariaceae
Exons: 2
Coding region: 1-3168 (1055 amino acids)
Molecular function (GO): ATP binding; ATP hydrolysis activity; translation elongation factor activity
Source: RefSeq, a predicted model, not a curated record
AUGUCUUCCAAGGAAAACGCCCAGUCCCUCAAGGUUUUGGACGAGCUCAUGCAGAAGCUUACCAUCUCCAAGGAGGCUGACGCUAUCAAGGAGUCUUCUAUCGCUCUGGCCACGUUCUUGAACGGCCGCAUUGAGGACUGCGAUACUCCCACCAAGACCAUCGAGGCUCUCAAGAAGCAGCUCGGCAACAAGAAGGAUGCCGCGGUUCGCGAGAAGGCUCUUUGCGCCAUCCAGGCCAUCGCUCAACACUCUGAUGUUUCGGCUCACGUCGAGCCUUUCCUGGUUGUCCUUCUGCCGAGCGUGUUCGCCGCUGCCGGCGACAAGAUCACCUCCGUCAAGAAUGCAGCACUUGCUGCCGCUUCCGCAAUUGCUGAGGCAAUCAACCCCAACGCCGUCAAGGCCGCCCUCCCUCACCUGAUUGAGUCGCUACAGACCGCCCAGAAGUGGCCUGAAAAGAUUGCUGUUCUCGACUUCAUCGAGACUCUUGUCAAGACCGCCCCCGCCCAGACUGCCCUUCGUGUUCCCGACCUCAUCCCCGUCGUUGGCGACGCCAUGUGGGACACCAAGAAGGAGGUUAAGGAGCAUGCCUACAAGAUCAUGGAGAACAUUUGCAGCUUGAUUGUCAACAGGGAUAUCGAGCGCUUCAUUCCUGAGCUCAUCAAGUGUAUCGCCAAGCCCGAGAACGUCCCCGAGACCGUCCACUUGCUGGGUGCCACCACCUUCGUCACGGAGGUCACUGAGCCCACCCUGGCCUUGAUGGUUCCUCUCCUGGAGCGUGGUCUUCAGGAGCGUGACACUGCCAUCAAGCGUAAGGCGGCCGUCAUCGUCGACAACAUGUGCAAGCUCGUCGACGACCCCAACAUCGUCGCCGCCUUCCUUCCCAGGCUCAUGCCCAACCUGGAGAAGAACUACGAGAACAUGGCCGACCCCGAGGCUCGUGAGAAGACCAAGCAGGGUCUUGACACUCUUAUCCGCGUCGGUAACGUCGUUGACGGCAAGAUCCCUGAACGCCGCAACGACGGUGACGUUGCCACCGUCGCCGCCCACGUCCGGGACGUUCUCUCCAGCGAGAAGGAUGCCAAGGCUGAGAAGUUCGCUCCUGUUAUCGAGUACAUUGCCGCCAUUGGUGGCCAGCUCGUCGACGAGAAGGAGGUUGAUGCCGCUGCCUGGGCCACUGCCCUUAAGCCUUACGUCAGCGUCAUUGUUGGCGAUGCCAAGGCUGAGGGCAUUGUCGAGGCCCUCCGCAAGAAGGCUUCCCCCGGUCUUGCCGAUGCUGAGGAGGAGGAGGCUGACGACGAGGAGGGAGAGGACCUGUGCAACUGCACAUUCUCGCUCGCCUACGGUGCCAAGAUUCUUCUCAACCAGACCCACCUUCGUCUCAAGCGUGGCCAGCGCUACGGUCUUUGCGGUCCCAACGGUUCCGGAAAGUCCACUCUCAUGCGCGCCAUCAACAAUGAGCAGGUCGAGGGCUUCCCCAAGCAGAGCGAGGUCAAGACCGUCUUCGUCGAGCACGACCUGGACUCUGCCGACACUGAGAUGACCACCAUUGACUGGACCAUGAAGAAGUUGGAGGAGGCCAAGGUCACGGUUACCCGCGACGAUGUCAUCAAGCGCCUCAACGAGUUCGGUUUCACCGACGCCAUGGUUUCGGGUGAGAUCACCGCUCUGUCUGGUGGUUGGAAGAUGAAGCUGGCUUUGUGCCGUGCCGUGUUCGAGUCCCCCGACAUUCUGCUGCUCGACGAGCCCACCAACCACUUGGACGUGAAGAACGUGAAGUGGCUCGAGGAGUACCUCCAGAACUCUCCUUGCACCUCCAUCAUCGUCUCGCACGACUCGGGCUUCCUCGACAACGUCUGCCAGCACAUCAUUCACUACGAGCGCUUCAAGCUUAAGCGUUACCGUGGUAACCUGAAGGAGUUCGUCAAGAAGUGCCCUUCGGCCAAGUCUUACUACGAGCUUGGCGCUUCCGAGAUCGAGUUCACCUUCCCCGAGCCCGGUUUCCUCGAGGGUGUCAAGACCAAGGCCAAGGCCAUCCUCCGUGCCACCAAGAUGGACUUCCAGUACCCUGGUACCUCCAAGCCCCAGAUCAGUGACAUCACCUUCCAGUGCUCUCUCGGCUCCCGUAUUGCCGUCAUUGGUCCCAACGGUGCCGGCAAGUCUACUCUGAUCAACGUCCUGACUGGUGAGCUCAUCCCCACUGCCGGUGAGAUCUACCAGCACGAGAACAUCCGUAUCGCCUACAUCAAGCAGCACGCAUUCGCCCACAUCGACAACCACUUGGACAAGACUCCUUCCGAGUACAUUCAGUGGCGUUUCCAGACUGGUGAGGACCGUGAGACCAUGGACCGUGCCAACAAGAUCAUCACUGAGGAGGACGAGAAGGCCAUGGACAAGAUCUUCAAGGUCGAGGGUACCCAACGCCGCGUCAUCGGCAUCAACGCCCGCAGAAAGUUCAAGAACUCGUACGAGUACGAGUGCACGUUCGCUCUGGGUGAGAACGUUGGCAUGAAGAACGAGCGCUGGGUCCCCAUGAUGUCAGCAGACAACGCCUGGCUCCCUCGUUCGGAGCUGCUCGCUUCCCACCAGAAGAUGGUUGCCGAGGUCGACAUGAAGGAAGCUCUUGCCUCUGGUCAGUUCCGUCCUCUGGUCCGUAAGGAGAUUGAGAGCCACUGCGCCAACUUCGGUCUCGAUGCCGAGCUGGUUUCCCACUCGCGCAUGCGUGGUCUGUCCGGUGGUCAGCGUGUCAAGGUCGUCCUUGCCGCCUGCUCGUGGCAGCGUCCUCACCUGAUCGUCCUCGACGAGCCUACCAACUACUUGGACCGUGACUCUCUUGGUGCCCUGUCCAAGGCGCUCAAGAAGUUCGAGGGUGGUGUCAUCAUCAUCACUCACUCGUCUGAGUUCACCAAGGACCUGACUGAGGAAGUCUGGGCUGUCGUUGACGGAAAGAUGACACCUUCCGGCCACAACUGGGUGCAAGGCCAGGGCUCUGGUCCCCGCCUCAAGGCCGACGAGGGCGAGGAGGAGGAGAAGUUCGACGCCAUGGGCAACAAGAUUGUCAGCACCAAGAAGGCUAAGAAGCUUACCAGCGCAGAGGCCCGUAAGAAGAAGAAGGAGCGUAUGGCCAGGAGGAAGCGUGGUGAGGAGGUUUUCAGCGACGAGGACGAGUAA